Nestor notabilis (Kea) is the source of this 124-nucleotide messenger RNA. It is a transcript of the gene GCHFR, whose product is annotated as GTP cyclohydrolase I feedback regulator. Gene Ontology annotation, biological process: negative regulation of biosynthetic process. Gene Ontology annotation, cellular component: nucleus; cytoplasm. Lineage: Eukaryota; Metazoa; Chordata; Aves; Psittaciformes; Psittacidae. The transcript has a single exon. Gene Ontology annotation, molecular function: GTP cyclohydrolase binding. The annotation marks the transcript as partial. The record is from RefSeq and is a predicted model, not a curated record.
CUGGGAGUACUACGUGAACGAUGCGCCUCGCGUGGUCCUCAACAAGCUGGAGAGCCGCGGCUACCGCGUGGUGAGCAUGACCGGCGUGGGGCAGACCCUCGUGUGGUGCCUCCACAAGGAAUAG